GUACCGCGGCCCGCACGGUAGGUACGGGGCGCGCCGGCCUGCGGGCCCGGCCUGCUGCUCCUGCACCCGGGCGGCUGCCGCCCGCGCUGGGGCGCUUGGCCACGUAUUCCAGAGGGAAUCUCCUUCCCCGACCUAACUGGGGAAACAAGGCCUCACCCGUGUCUCUCUGUGUGUAUACAUAUAUACGCCUGUUUGAGCACUGUGAUGCAGGUGCUCUACAAAUCAUCUGGCUUGAAGGACUUGUCAUGAGUCUGAAAUUUGGACCGUCUUGGAUUACCUGAAGGACUCCAUGUGUAAGUUGUCUGCACCAUCUUGAGCUUACCUCUCUUCAACUGUGGCAGCUUGCAUCUCUGAUUAAACCUGUUGUUCAGUUUUGCUUUACAAAGCGAGUUUCUUCUUCAGAAGAAGAAGAAGGGAUUUCAUUUCCAAAGAGCGUAUGUCGAAUCACAUGUCACUCUGAGAGCUAAUCUCUUAGUUGUCCUCAAGUUCUUUAUCAGAACAUGUCAUCACACAGCUGUACACUCCUUGUGACUGCCACAGACUGCAAAAGGGGAUCUGACUAGUUCCUGCCCUGCUUGGAGACCUGUGUAUGUGUGCUUCCAUUUGCCAGUUUCUUCGCAAGUGUACUAAGAAAAAAAUGCAAGCUUGAGGUGCUUUUUCAGAGAAGCAAAUGAUUUAUGCCAGCCAUGUCACCAGCUGAAUGGGUUUCACUACCCUCUGACUCUGUGGGCCUUUGUUAGUAGUCUCACCGGGAUUUGUUGACCUACAACGUUAAUGUUGAGCGUGUUGUGUUUUAAGGUUUUGAGGAAAAUGCAGAGACGGCAUAGCAGCAACACUGAUAACAUUCCUCCUGAAAGAAACCGGAGCCAAACAGUCAGUUCUGAAACUAGCGUGGAUGAAAGUGGAGUUUUUGAAAGUCUGAAGGCUGAAGCUUCCUCACCACAACAGCUGUUCUCAGGCCUGGCAGGUAUCCCGUCGGGCACCAUCACAGCCACGCCGUUCCAGUCAGGUUUGGUUCUGGGCUCUUCAGCAGGAGGUGGGGAAGUUUUCAUUCAGAUGCCAGCCCCAAGGGAGGAAGGGACCAGUCGGACAGAAGGAGCCCCGUUUCACCACCGGCAAUCAUCCCAUCAUUUCCACCAUGGCCAUCACCGGGGCUCAUCUCUACUGCACAUGGCAGGAGGGGACCGCCACGGGCAUGCUGAGGAAGGCAGUGAUGAACAAGCUGGAACUCCAGCCCCAGCUCUUUCAGAAUUAAAAGCUGUCAUCGGUUGGCUGCAGAAGGGACUUCCCUUCAUCUUGAUCCUCCUGGCUAAAGUUUGUUUCCAGCACAAGCUUGGGAUUGCUGUGUGCAUUGGUAUGGCCAGCACAUUUGCAUACGCCAACUCAACACUCAGAGAACAGGUUGCUCUGAAGGAGAAGAGAUCAGUGUUGGUUGUCUUCUGGAUUCUGGCCUUCCUCACUGGAAACACCUUGUACUUGCUUUACACAUUCAGCUCUCAGCAGCUGUACAACAGCCUUAUAUUUCUGAAACCCAACCUUGAGAGGCUGGACUUCUUCGACCUGAUGUGGAUUGUAGGGAUUGCAGACUUUGUGCUGAAGUACCUCACCAUUGCAUUGAAAUGCCUAAUUGUUGCCUUGCCUAAGAUCAUCCUAGCCAUCAAGUCAAAGGCUGUCUUCAGUUACCCGUUUACCAGACUAUUUCUCCAGUUUGUCAAGAUUAAUUUGGAUUAUAAUCCUUUCUGGCAUGUUUACAGCCUUUCCCGGUUUAGUGUCAAGUGGAUAUUUGAUAAGCCUACUCUGUACAUCAAGAUCAUUAAUGAAAAUAGUGAAUGGUACAAAACUGCUUACCUUGGAUGCAUCUUUUCAUUUUGGUAGUAAACACAUUAAAAAUUUGGGCUAGAGCACUCAGUUCUCCCAAUGUGAAGUACCUGGGUCAUGUAUUCCUAGGAUGACCCCAUCACAGGAAGGGCAGUAUUUGGUUUAAGAUGAUGUCAAGAACCAUGUUGGAUUUAUAGCAUCAGUUCAUGAUUUAACUGAGAAAAAGAAAACAAGAAUUAAAAGGCAGAAAAAGUUGUUUGUCUUUGCAAUCAGAAUACAGAGGCAGUAAACAUGGUCGUGAGUGCUUGAAAUGUGAAGCAUGUGGACUUGCCAGGAUACAACUAGCCACAGUACUCCAAGCUUGAAUAAUGCAGAAGUGGAACAUCUCUGCAAGAAACCCCUCCAAAGAAUGAGGGAAAACUGAAAAUUUGACAAAAUGAUCCCACACUUUCCCAGGUUACAAACCAGCCCAGAAAACAAAGGUGCCAAGAGAGGCUGUGAGACUACAAUCAGGCUGGAAGGCAGGGAAAGGAGAGCUUGUAAAUAGGAGAGAAGCAGAAAAAAAGGAAGAGAACCUCAACAUCAGACUCCAGUCUUACACCUCAGUAAUUAGGGGGAGUUUGUGGGAGAAGGAGCAUACCUGUAGCUAAAGAUGUCCCUUCCUCCCCCAUGAGCUGUGAUGGGCACAUCAAGCUUAGUACAAGUUUUAAUAGCAGCUGGGCUCAUAAUUUCUUUGGAAGGGGGGCUUGGCUCCCACCCUGCAUGCUGAAGGCUCUCCAUUUAAAAAGGCAGAUAAGAUCAUUUGGUUCAAUAUAAAAUGAAUUAAAGUAAAUUAAACUGCAGGAGCCAUGUGGCCUGCCGAGGCCUUCAUUGUUGUACACACAUAAAUGGCAGCUUUUCAUUUUCACUGCUAAGGAAUGACAGCUUGAGGGGGGUGGAAUUAAAAAUCAGGAAAUAAAUAAUAAAAAGACACAGUUGCCAAAUAUUUCGUUCAGGAAAUCCCAGGUGCCUGCAAGUCUCCCAUCCCCUCCUCAUGCUGUUGUCAGCAAUCUAAGCUGGUAUCCUGGAGCAUGGACUAAAGCAUUUGGGGGAGGGGGGAAGAAAGAAAACCAAACCAAGGAAUCGUAACAAACUGGUAUCCCAGGUUCUUUUAGAGAGAGAGAGAUACUUACCUCUAUAGGGGAGAAAGAUACCAAGGACACUUUUUUGCCAACAGUCUUAAUGACUGGUGUAUAAGAAAGGCCCUAAGUAAGAAUUUUCUUUGCAUGCUCAGUACAGAUGUGCAGCCAAGUUACCAGGGGCUGCAUUUCCAGAAGACUGAAAAUUGAAAAGGGAAACUAACAUUUGUUUGUUGAAAACAUAGCAUUGAAACAAUUGAGUAAAUACUUGUCAGUUUUGUUUGAAAGCUGGAUCUAGACAUUGCAAAUGAGCUUUUUGUGGCAAGACUGGCAUUACCUGUGAAGUUUUUGCUUUAUGCUGUUUAAAUGGUGUCAGUGGCAAGUGUACAAAUACUAGUCCACACUAGCACUGCGGUGUCCUCGCUGCAGCUUUGAUAAUAUUUGCUUGGUGGGGUUUUUUGUUGAUUUUUUUUUUUUUUUGGUGCUUUUAUGGUAGUGGUUAGUUGGGCUUUUUUUAUUUUGUUGGUUUUUUUUAAAUAUUAUCCCAUCAAACCUGGUUGGAGAAAACUUGACCUGUGUGUGGCAGCCAUUCUUUACAUAGUUUUGCACUUGGACUUUGGACCAGGUACCUUUUUUCAGGUGCAUACCACGUUUCCUAGUAUAGAGUUUGCAGCUCUGCCAUGUACACUGGCACAUUAAGCUUCCCAUAUUCCUUCUGAAGCUGCACCUUGGACAUAAAAAUAUUAGAAUAUCUUUUGCACAAAGUAGUUAUGAUUUGGAUCAUUCAACUGAAGCAAAUUAUCUAAAGGUGACAUGUUACAGUGUCAGCUGAUCUGUGUAUUUUGUGAGUUUGAAGCCAGUAAGACUUGAUUUUGAGUAGCCCUAAUGGUCUUCCAUGUUCAAUGGAGCACAGACAUGUCCAUGGUUGCUCUGGUUGUCAUGCCACUGCCUGUUUCUGUGCGCAGCCAUGUAUAAUUAAACAGUUAUUUUAAGGAAAACAAGCACUUCCCUUAUGAUUAAAUUUGUUCUGCACCCUCCUUCCAUCUUGUGUGAUACUAUGGUCCAAAAUCCUGGUUCCCAGCCUCACUGGGCAGGCUGACCCUUGCUCUAUCCCGUGAUUAGUUGCACAAAUGACUUGCAUGUGCAGAUAUUUUAUGCUGCUUGAGCAGCAAGCUCCUUCUUGCACUAGUCAUUCAUGUAGAACAACCCAUGGCAUAAAACAAUGUCCAUCCUUCUGCACUGGGGGAAAGGGGGCAAGUUGGAACAGUUUGCUCCUGCCAAAGCAUUUUCUCUAAGCCACAGCCUCAUCCAGAAGGCUCACAUUAGGAGAGAAGGUGCUAGAGGGAAGUUUUAUUAAUUGUGAUAGUAACGGCAGCAGCCUUCUAAUGUCCCUGCAGCCUCUCUUUCAUCAGGGGGCCAGAUAUUUAUCAAUCAUUUAACAUGAAGUUUGUGUGCAUUUCUUUUUGUCCUGAGAAAAACAAGGUCUCUUGGAGCAUUUGAGCCCUCUAGAUGCUGAUCAAAAAACCAUGGAAGCAUUAAAACAAGUCCUGGGAGCAAACGUAUAGACGAUGUUACCAAAAAAAUCUGGGUAAAGAUCUUCCCAUUCCUUGUCUGUGUGAUAAGCAAGCUAAUCCUAGUGUUUCUCUAAUAGUGUGGCUAAAGUGGUGUUUUCAGAUAGGUGGUAGCCUAUCCUUCAUUACCCUUGCCUUGAGGAUCUUUGAUACUGUUUGGGGGAACUCAUUCAGAUUCACUCUUCUCGGACAACAAUCUGAGCUUUGAUCCUCUAGAGUCACAGGAGCUAUGUGAUGGUUCUGCAAAGGCUUUUCCCUAUUGCAGCCUGGAACACAUGUGAUGUUCCAGAGUCAGCAGUGCAGGAUUUACUGCUUUAAAAGACUAACUAAACCAUAAGACUAGGUGCUGAGGAACUGGGACUCUUUUCUGUCCCUCUCCUUAACACACUUUGAAAGUCACUGCUACUAAGCUUCAAAGGCAUCAUUGCUUUUAAGUGCCUUUCAAGUUUCAACUUUCCAGUUUAAGAUAUCCAAGAUGUGUCUUUCAGAAAUGCUGUUCACUGACAAAAGAAAUAUCUCAUUUUCCCCUCUAGUCCCACCUUGGAAUUACUCCUCAUUAUUCUUGCAUGGAUUUUCACCAGCGUCCUCUGUGCCACAAUCCUGUUUAUGCUCCUACCCAACACUCUUAUAUUGGCAAUAUGACCAGAAAUCUCAGCAGAGCCUGCUCUCCUCUGAUCCAAAUUGCCAGCAGGUCUCAAAAGUUUUUUCUAGCAUCUUCCUGUUUCAGAAUAUGUCCUAAUGCUGCUGGCAACAGAAUAAGUGAGACUUGGAACUUCCCUUGAGUGCUAAUCACAACUUACAGUUGCCUCAUUGCAACUUCUCUCAGUUCUCUUACAUCCCAUUUUAAUUCCACUGUGUAAAACCUUUAUAUGCCUUUCUGUUUCCUUCUGUGGAAGCACACAUGCACACUUAUACAAAACCUUAUGUCAAAAGAAACUACAAAGUCAAUGCUUGGUUAGGCUAUGUGAGAAUUAGCAUUGCUUCUGCAGCUGUAAUAUUCCUGUUUUGGUGUGUAUAUAUUGUGAUUCAAUUUUUAAUUAUAUGAUUCCAUGUUAUUUUUCUGUAAGACUUCUUCCAUCCAUCACCAGCGUAUACUGUGCCCCACAAAUGAAGCAAGGCAAGGUAUUGAAAGAAGCUGUUGUAGAACCUGGGAAGUGCAUAAAGAACAAAGAGACCAUUGUGUGAAGAAUGUUCUACAGGUUUAAGUUAAAUACUACACUGGAGAAUUAAAUCCCAUCCUUCAUUUUGCCAAAUAAUUCCUAUGUGAUUCUAGAAAAGUCAUGUGCAGCUGCAAACUGAAGCCAGCAGUUUAGCUUUUAAUGGUAAUGUGAUCUAUAAAAUUAAGUGUUUUUAAAGAGUCUAAUCCCAGUCAUUUCACCUUGGUCAUCAAAGCCACCUUACCUUCACCUUAGUCUUUCUGUGUCUCAAGUUUCCAUUUAGAAAAAGCAGAGAAUAGCUCUCCCUUAUG
Messenger RNA from Falco peregrinus (peregrine falcon), 5975 nucleotides. RefSeq names its product ring finger protein, transmembrane 2 (gene RNFT2). Gene Ontology annotation, biological process: positive regulation of ERAD pathway. NCBI's taxonomy places the organism in Eukaryota, Metazoa, Chordata, Aves, Falconiformes, Falconidae. The record is from RefSeq and is a predicted model, not a curated record. The transcript has 8 exons. Gene Ontology annotation, molecular function: ubiquitin protein ligase activity. The coding region runs from base 775 to 1875 and encodes 366 amino acids.